Molecule: messenger RNA, 1628 nt
Organism: Culex pipiens pallens (northern house mosquito)
Lineage: Eukaryota; Metazoa; Arthropoda; Insecta; Diptera; Culicidae
Gene: ppk9
Product: pickpocket protein 28
Exons: 5
Coding region: 245-1603 (452 amino acids)
Biological process (GO): sodium ion transmembrane transport
Cellular component (GO): membrane
Molecular function (GO): ligand-gated sodium channel activity
Source: RefSeq, a predicted model, not a curated record
UUCCAUCCUUAAUUGAUUGGAAACAGAUGAUUGUUACAAUUAUGAGUAUCAAAAACAAAUUCCAAUAGUAAGCUGCUGAGCAUGUUUGAUAGAUGUUAAGAUAACGGGUAAUUGCCCCAACUUCUAUCCUGUAAUCUUUAUUUGGACACGGGAAAUAAUUACAACGUAAUCUACGGCUCACUAUAAAACUAACCAUCAAUGAGCCUGCAGGGUAGUGUCGUCUAAAGAUCCAAGCUAAACCGUCAUGAAUCUGCUCGAGCACCUGCAAUGGUUUAUCAUCAAUCUGUUCGAAACCACCUCGGCCCACGGCUUGCGCCAUCUGGUCCGCAUGGGCGUCCACAUCGUCGAACGGAUGGUCUGGAUUACUUUCAUAUUUGUGGGAAUCUUUGGAAGUGUUGCGUUGGCUCAGCGUAUCUGGGACCGGUACCAAACCUCACCGGUGGUCAUAUCGAUGGAUCGUAACAUGUACUUUUGGAACACGAGCUUUCCGAGCUUGACCGUGUGCACGCACCAUCGGAUCGACCAGGACAAGGUUGACCGGUACAUUGGCGAACAUCCGGAAAAGUUUGCGAAUGAGGGAGAUUCGGAUGAUUUCAAGGAGUUCAUCGUCAAGUUGGCGAACGCUAGCUAUGAUACUUUUAUGGAACUACCGGUGCACAAAACGUAUGGCAUUCCAAGCGAAGACUACCUGGAGCUGAUUCAGAAUCUGUCGUGGCCGUUUCAGCCGAUGAGUAGUAGCGGAACCACGUUGUUGCUGCAAUUGCAGCCCACCAUAACCGAGCUGGGAUCGUGCGUGUCCGUCAACUCCAAGGUUGCGGCGUACAGCUCGUACGAGUAUUGGAGGAACAACCGGUGGGAUUUGGUACCACCACCGGAACCGGUAGUCGUGCACCCACUGGACGGUGAGGUGUACGGUCAGCUGAUCAAGCUGGAGAGCUCGUACGAGGUGUUCUUUCACGGGUUUAUGGAAGUGCCGGAGAUCAGCAAGCGCCGAUACUCGUUUCUGGAAGCUUUCUACACCACGGUUGAACUGCUGGCGCUGGAGAUCAUCACAUCGCCGAAUGCUAGGGAACUGUCCAUUUCACAGCGCAAGUGUCGCUUCACGCACGAGGCGGACAUUCUGCAGUUCAGUCCGGUCUACAGCUACAACCUGUGCCGGAUCGAGUGCCGGAUGAAGCUGGCGGUCAGAUUUUGUGGUUGUGUGCCACAUUUUUACAGAAACGCUGGAAAGAAGUCGCUCAAGUACCGGAUUUGUGACUUGAGCGGGUAUCAAUGUCUGGGUCAAAAUGCGGAGGAACUAAUAGCUCUUCGAGGGAUAAAGGGCAACACCGAAUGCAACUGUGUUCCAAACUGCGACGAUUCCAAUUAUUUCAUACAAGCUUACAGAUCCCGCGAAUGGUUCCUUGGGGCAAAUCUGCAGUGGGGGUUAACAGACUACCCAAAAAUGCAACUGAAUCGUGACAUGAUCUUUGGACUUUCGGAUGUUUUCGUCUACAUCGGUGGCCUCGGCGGGUUCUUCCUCGGGUGCAGCCUGAUCACGUUCACCGAGUUCCUGUACUUCUUCGCCUGGCGGCUGUUCAAGCAGCAGCCCCGGCCAACCUAGUAGCGCCGGCUAGCUUUGGAGCGCA